AUGUCUUCUGCGACGACAUUCUACGAUUUCGAGCCUCUUGAUAAAAAGGGCGAUCCCUUCCCCCUGUCCUCGCUGAAGGGCAAAGUCGUCCUCGUCGUUAAUACCGCCUCCAAAUGCGGAUUUACCCCGCAAUUCAAGGGUCUCGAACAGCUCUACAAAUCCGUCAAUUCCAAGUACCCGGACUCUUUCACCGUCCUCGGUUUCCCUUGCAACCAGUUUGGCAAUCAGGACCCCGGCAGUAAUGACGAGAUCCAGACGUUCUGCCAGGUGAACUACGGUGUCACUUUCCCCGUUCUGGGAAAAAUCGAUGUCAACGGCAGCAACGCCGCCCCCGUCUUCGAGUGGCUCAAGAGCGAGAAACCUGGCAUCAUGGGACUCAAGCGAAUCAAGUGGAAUUUUGAGAAGUUUCUCGUUGAUAGCAAUGGCAAGGUUGUCGGUCGUUGGGGGAGCAUUACGAAGCCGGAGAGUCUCGAGGAUACGAUCCUGAAGGAGGUCGAGAAGGCGAAGAAGCAGAGUGAGGCCCCCAAAGAGGAGGCCAAAUUGUCUUAA
Molecule: messenger RNA, 549 nt
Organism: Rasamsonia emersonii CBS 393.64
Lineage: Eukaryota; Fungi; Ascomycota; Eurotiomycetes; Eurotiales; Trichocomaceae
Product: Glutathione peroxidase
Exons: 2
Coding region: 1-549 (182 amino acids)
Biological process (GO): response to oxidative stress
Molecular function (GO): glutathione peroxidase activity
Source: RefSeq, a predicted model, not a curated record